Molecule: messenger RNA, 1331 nt
Organism: Solanum stenotomum
Lineage: Eukaryota; Viridiplantae; Streptophyta; Magnoliopsida; Solanales; Solanaceae
Product: TMV resistance protein N-like
Exons: 2
Coding region: 221-892 (223 amino acids)
Biological process (GO): signal transduction
Source: RefSeq, a predicted model, not a curated record
GUCUUUCAAAUUUUUUACCAACAAAACAUGAAGACUAAACUUUAUUGCAUUGAAUAUAAACAACCAGUCAAAAGCAAUAAAUGUAGGAAAUUUCUUGGAAACUCUAAUGUAUAUCCACACAAUGGACUAUUAAAAAUUGAAGUACAAGCACAUACAAGUGCAAAGAAAAAAGAAGGGCAAUUUCUUAGUCAUUGAGCUUACUGCACCUUUCGAUUCAUCAAUGGCGUUAGCAAUACUCGUUCUUCUCGUUACUCUAUUUUUCAUGGGUUUUUUCUCUAUUUAUAAACGUCACUUCGCCGGUUCCGAUGAUGAUCGACGCCGGAGAAAUCCAUCUCUGUCCUCGUCGUCUUCCUCCGCACACAGACAAUUAACCCAAUCCAUGGCAUCUUCUUCUUCUUCGUAUGCGAGUGAUUCACAAAACUGUACUCAAUGGAAGUACAAUGUCUUUCUAAGUUUUAGAGGUGAAGAUACCCGUAAAACAUUUACAAGUCACUUGUAUGAAGGUUUGAAAAACAGGGGAAUAAAUACCUUUCAAGAUGAUAAAAGGCUAGAGAAUGGCGAUUCCAUCCCAGAAGAACUCUUGAAAGCUAUCGAAGAGUCUCAAGUUGCUCUUGUCAUUUUCUCAAAGAAUUAUGCUACGUCAAGUUGGUGCUUGAACGAACUAGUGAAGAUCAUAGAAUGCAAGGAAGUAAAGAAACAAAUAGUCAUACCGAUCUUUUAUGAUGUGGAUCCAUCAGACGUUCGACACCAAAUAAAGAACUUUGCAGAAGCCUUUUCCAAACACGAAUCGAGAUAUAAGGAUGAUGUUGGGGGGAUGCAGAAGGUGAAACGAUGGAGGACUGCUCUAAGUGCUGCCGCGAAUCUAAAAGGUUAUAAUGUUCAUGGCAGGUGAGUAAAAAACACAUAAAUUUACUUAUCAUGAAGACUAGCUAUACAUACUAUCUAAUGGGAGUAUUCUACUAUAGAACAAAUCUGUACCUCAAAAAUUUAUUUAUUUCUAUAUAUGGAGUGUAUAACUUUUAUGGUCAUCCAAGUAUACUAAAUUACUUGCUAAAGUCACUUGUGUUGAUUUUGUAUAGUUACAUCAAUUUAUUUACUCAAUGACAUUGUUCCAUAGAUAAUAUUUUGAGGAGUUCGAUUUAUGUACCUUGUCCCUUGACCCUUCUAUCAUGAUUAUGCACUUACUUUUUGUAGGAUUGAAUCAGAAUGUAUUCGAGAACUUGUUGACGAUGUUUCUUCCAAAUUAUGCAAGACUUCUUCAUCUUAUUUGCAAUAUACUGUGGGAAUAGAUACUCAUUUGGAGGAAGUAAAAUCCCUGCUAGAGAUGGAAC